This is a messenger RNA of Haliotis rufescens (red abalone), 4045 nucleotides long. Its product is annotated as uroporphyrinogen decarboxylase-like. Gene Ontology annotation, biological process: heme biosynthetic process. The record is from RefSeq and is a predicted model, not a curated record. Gene Ontology annotation, cellular component: cytosol. Gene Ontology annotation, molecular function: uroporphyrinogen decarboxylase activity. The coding region runs from base 226 to 1311 and encodes 361 amino acids. NCBI's taxonomy places the organism in Eukaryota, Metazoa, Mollusca, Gastropoda, Lepetellida, Haliotidae. The transcript has 10 exons.
UGGUCUCACAAUACAAGUUCCAGUUUGUGACCAAGCCAUUGUUUUGUAACUCGUUUGGCGGACACAUCUGUCACAGUGAGAUACAGUGUCAUUUACUGCUGUGUUACUCUGUGGAGAGCAGGGUUAGACUUCAUAGCUGUUGGAUUGGAUGCACAGGAAAAUUAGUUGUGUUUUAUGAAGAUUUUACUGACCAUACAAUAAGGAGUUUAGAUUGGAAGCGUAAUAAUGGAGUUUGCUCCCUUGGAGAAUGAUCUGUUGCUUCGUGCUGCUCGAGGCGAGCGGACUGAACGUGUUCCGGUGUGGGUGAUGAGGCAAGCAGGAAGAUAUCUCCCAGAGUACAAGGAAGCUAAAGGUGAUAAGGCCUUUUUUGCCACCUGUCGAGAUGUGGAGCUCGUUAGUCGACUGACUAUUCAGCCGAUAGACCGGUUCGCCCUUGAUGGAGCAAUCAUCUUCUCGGAUAUUUUGAUUAUCCCCCUUGCCCUGGGCCUGACUGCACUCAAUGACCCUGGACAGGGCCCUGUAUUUGCCGACCCGAUAAAGAAGCCAGAAGACGUUGACCGCCUCAAUCCUAACUUUGACAUCAUAAAGGAACUGGGCUACGUCUACGAGUCCAUCACGCUGACGAGACAAAAGCUGAAAGGAAGAGUGCCAUUGUUUGGAUUCACAGGCGCUCCAUGGACACUGAUGAAAUAUAUGAUAGAAAACCUUGGAGCAGGACCUAACCCAAAUGCAGCUCGUCGAUUCCUGAUAGAAUAUCCUGCAGCUGGGGAAAAACUGUUAAAGAUUCUGACAGACGCCAUAGUGCGCCACCUGGUGGAGCAGGUUCGAGCUGGUGCACAGAUUGUGCAGGUGUUUGACUCGAGCGGCGGCGAGCUGGGUCCAGGACUGUUCACCAAGUACGAGCUUCCUCGUCUCCAGGACAUCGCCUACAAGGUGAAGCAGGAGGUGAAGAAGCAGGGGCUGGAGCUCAUCCCGAUGGUGGUGUUUGCCAAGGAUGCUCACUACGCUACAGAACAGCUCGCUACAAUCGGCUUUGACGUGGUCCAGAUCGACUGGACCCAGAACCCCACACAUGCCAGGAGACUGGCUGGGACGAAGGUGACACUCCAAGGAAACCUGGACCCAGUGAUGGUGUUCGGAACAGAUGAUGAGAUUCGGCACAACGUCAAGGAGAUGAUACAGAAAUUCGGCACUCAGCGUUACAUCGCCAACCUCGGCCAUGGCGUCAUGAAGGAAACCAACCCCGACAAACUGAAAGUCUUCAUCGAUGCGGUUCACACAUACUCCGAAGAAAUCAAUGCCUUAUCCUGAUAACUUAUAUUCUGAUAGAGAAUCGUUUCAGUCCAUCUGGGUGGUUGAUUUUAAGAGUUGAUGCAUUUCCAGAAUGUGUGAGGGGGUGAAUAUUGCUUCAUUUGCUUCUAUCCAGUGGAUUAUUAAUUUAAAAAAAUGUAAAGGUGGUAAUCAAAAUAAAAAAAUUAUGAAUAUUUCAAAUACAUGUGCUUGUAAUACUUCCUGAUCCAGUUGAAAAAGAGUGUGUUUUUAAUGACAAAUCAAAGAGUUACUUUGUUUCCAUAGUGACCUACUUCUGAGGUUUGGUUAUCACUGAAUAAUGUACCAGGGACACAGAAGUGACCCAAAUCUCCUCCAGCCCCAGCAUGUAUACAGCCUGCCUAGUCGCCAUUAUUUACCCUAAAUCUGAUUGAAAUGUCAUGCAGUCUGUGUUUGUUUUAGUGGUUGGGCCAUCUCAAAAAGUGUUUGGGAUGAGUGAUUUACAGAAAGUUUAUCAAUUGACACCUGAUUAUGUAAUUAUUCAUUUCAAUACAUUUCAAUAAAUCACCAAACUUGUACGCAUACAACAUUUGUUAAUGACAUGAAUCCUAUGUUAUACACAUUGCAUACAUAGUGCAUUUAUUCUAUAACAGUUGGUGCUGGACAAGUGGGAAGACCCAAGUUAUAAUUAAUGUUUAUAGUAUGGUCUUGUACAGACUUUUAUUUCACUGGCCAAUAAACAUGAAAAAGAAAGAGGCCAUAUUGCUUAGUGUGAGAUUGCUGCAUUAAAAGAAGUGCUGGGAAUACAUUGGUAAAUAUGUACCUCGGAAUCUGAGAAAAUAAGAAUUUUAUUUAAUCCCAAUAUUGUGUACAAUUAUAUUUUCCCAAUUUUCCCGCCAAGGGCACAUGGAGGUCAUAAGGUUGGAGUUUCAGAUCUAUCCCUGCACCUCACCAUACAGUGGAACCUUGCUAAUCUGGAUUACUUGAACAUUGUAGUCAAACAUGGCCCUUAACGGUUCUUCAUUCAGAGAAAUCAGAUUUACUGAUCACAAUGCAAGAAUGACAUUUUAUGAUAAAGAUAAAGAUAUUGCCCUUGUAAUAAUCUGUAUUUUCAUUGUCAUAUCUUUGUGGAUGACCGAUAUGUUUGUACGUUAGGACUUGUGAUUGAAAAUGUUACAUUUUUGAUGGCCAUAAAGAAAGGUGAUUGCAGUGUCAUCAAGAAGCCAUCACUAAAAGAGGGCAAUGUUUUCAGCAUCUGAAAAUGAAGUCAGCAGUCUAACAAUGAGCUAGUUUGUAUGAGUGUAGUCCGCCUUUAAGUCAAUGGAUUGGGAACAUGGUGUUGGACCUUGGCAGUCUCUCUUCAGUUUGGUGCUGUGUAUGAAUAGAAGUCACGAUCUCUGAUGUUACACAAUUUUUAAGAACUGAUUUUUUAUCAGUUUAUGGAUGAAAGAAUUCUUUGUUUUUUCAUAGUUACUUUUGAAUUGCUAGUCAGAACAUACUGUUAUGUUUUGAUCUUGACAUGAUUUUCACCCAUAAUUACCAUUAAUCAAAGAGCUGGAGCAGUAGUCACAUAUUGUUGUAUGAUAGUAGUAUCUUGUCAAUAGGAUAUAUAUCCAUGUAUGGUAGGACGCACAUCUGGGACAGAUUGUCUGAUUUGUGGUUAUCCAAUCCCAUUGUUAUAUGAUCUAAUGUACCAAGUUCCAUCAUGAACACAAGAUGUUACCGUAUAUCGCUGCGGAAUACAAACACGUUUUUAUUGCAAAUGUGGGCAUUGUGUCAACGCUGGUGAUGUCCUUCAUUCCGAUUCUCUUUGUGGACAGGGUACAGAAAUUAGCACUGAUUUUGAAGGCUUGUACAGGGGGUCUCCUUACAGGUGGUGGUCGCUUUAUAGACGGCGAUAUACGGUAAUGCAACUUUGAAAUGUGGAUAUUUGGACAUGCAUAGUUGUUAGUCAUACACCAUCUAUCUUUAUUUUCGUUGUUUGUGGCCCUGCUGUAAUAAGAUCCAUACAUGCCUCAGAUCAGAGAAUCUGUCCCGAAUAUGAGUGGAAAUGAGUCUUUAAUGCACAGACAAUACUAAAAUGUGUUCUUUUGAAUAUUUUUAAGAAAUAUUCCCAUUGUCUUCAGAUGUUGCGUCAUAUGCAUAAUAAUCAUUCUUGCUAGAGCUGGAUGUAUCCCAUUACAGACCUUUUUCGGUGCAUGUCUGUUGUUUCCACUGCCAGUGUUAGGAUUGUGUAAAAUAUAUCCCUGCUAGAUUUUCAUCCCACAAGAUUAGUAAGUUAAGAUUGUUUUUCGUUUAUACAAACAUUCUUGCAACUUACUUUUUACACAUUGAUAUGGAGGAUAUCUGUGGCCGAGUGAAUGGAGGCCAGCUGUCAUGUCAAGAUUGCAUUGUGGUUAACAUUGAACAGAUGUCUUCACAUUAAGUCAGAUAUCACAUUGAGACACAAAUCAGCUUGACCCAGAAUGACACAAAUGGCACACAUUCUUCCAUAUUUCAUUUUGACUCAUGUUUAGUUUUUGGUCACAUUUCAGUUGUCAUGGAAAUAAAUGAAGAUAUUUCAGGAGAUAACCAAAUAAAUGUCAAGGAGAAAGACUGUUUUAGUACACAAACAGAUAAAACAUUCCCAUCCAGAAACAACUUUAGGAUGUGCAUGUGUAUGUGCAUGUUAGGCAUAUGUUUUGUUUAAAAGAUUCCCCAUGUAAGGUCUAUUUUGCAUUUAUUCAGAUUUUAUAUUACUGGAAGUAUUUAUUGAAAUAAAGUUUACAUACUGAGA